Messenger RNA from Gadus chalcogrammus (walleye pollock), 5770 nucleotides. RefSeq names its product dynamin 2a (gene dnm2a). Lineage: Eukaryota; Metazoa; Chordata; Actinopteri; Gadiformes; Gadidae. The record is from RefSeq and is a predicted model, not a curated record. The coding region runs from base 345 to 3044 and encodes 899 amino acids. Gene Ontology annotation, molecular function: microtubule binding; GTP binding; GTPase activity. The transcript is spliced from 23 exons. Gene Ontology annotation, cellular component: cytoplasm; membrane; microtubule.
ACACUAACACACACGCACACACUCUCUUCUUAUUUUAUCUGUAUGGUUUCAACCGAUCCCGGAUGGCGAUAUUUAGAAGGAAGUUUUGUUUUUGCGAGUUUUUUAUCCAUUUUAGCCGACUUGACGAGCAAACCCGUUGAAAGAACACGGACACCUUUAUGUGUAUAUAUAAUAAUCACAAACUGCCUACAAUACAUCGAGGGAACAGAGGUAGGAGCUGUGGGAGAGAGUGAAACACCGCACUUUAUAGUAACCUGAACACCUUCCUGCUAAGCUAACAUUGACUAGCUUUUACGAGCUAGCCUCUGGUUUGUGUUGAGGGACUGAUCCAACCAAACGAAGCCAUGGGGAACCGGGGGAUGGAAGACCUGAUCCCCCUGAUCAACAAACUUCAAGACGCUUUCAGCACUAUUGGCCAAAGUUGUAAUUUGGACCUCCCUCAAAUCGCUGUGGUCGGCGGACAGAGUGCUGGGAAAAGCUCUGUCUUGGAAAAUUUCGUUGGCAGGGAUUUCCUCCCUCGCGGCUCUGGCAUUGUGACCCGCAGACCUCUCAUCCUACAGUUGGUCAACAACAAAGCAGAGUAUGCCGAGUUCCUGCAUUGCAAAAACAAGAAGUUUGUGGACUUUGAGGAGGUUCGGUCGGAGAUCGAAGCGGAGACCGAAAGGAUAACUGGCUCCAACAAGGGAAUCUCUCCCAUCCCCAUAAACCUUAGGGUUUAUUCCCCGAACGUCCUGAACCUGACCCUCAUCGACCUCCCGGGGAUGACCAAGGUUGCCGUGGGCGACCAGCCGGUGGACAUCGAGCACCAGAUCAGGGACAUGUUGAUGCAGUUCAUCACCAAGGAGAGCUGCCUGAUCCUGGCCGUGACCCCGGCCAACACCGACCUGGCCAACUCGGACGCCCUGAAGAUCGCCAAGGAGGUGGACCCCCAGGGUCUUCGCACCAUCGGCGUCAUCACCAAACUGGACCUGAUGGACGAGGGCACGGACGCAAAGGACAUCCUGGAGAACAAGCUCCUGCCCCUGCGACGAGGCUACAUCGGCGUGGUGAACCGCAGUCAGAAGGACAUCGACGGGAAGAAGGACAUCGGCGCCGCCAUGGCCGCCGAGAGGAAGUUCUUCCUGUCGCACCCGUCCUACAGACACAUAGCGGAGCGAAUGGGCACGCCUCACCUGCAGAAGGCCCUCAACCAGCAACUGACGAACCACAUCCGGGACACGUUGCCGGGACUGCGCAGCAAGCUGCAGAGCCAGUACCUCGGCCUGGAGAAGGAGGUGGCGGAGUACAAGAACUUCAGUCCAGAUGACCCCCAGCGCAAGACCAAGGCCCUGCUGCAGUUGGUGCAGCAGUUCGGGGUGGACUUUGAGAAGUGCAUCGAGGGCUCCGGCGACCAGGUGGACACCAACGAGCUGUCGGGCGGUGCUAAGAUCAACCGCAUCUUCCACGAGCGCUUCCCCUUCGAGCUGGUCAAGAUUGUGUUUGACGAGAAGGAGCUGAGGAGGGAGAUUAGCCACGCCAUCAAAAACGUCCACGGUGUCAGAACGGGCCUCUUCACCCCCGACAUGGCCUUCGAGGCCAUGGUCAAACAGCAGAUCCGCAAACUGAAAGUGCCCAGCCUCAAAUGUGUGGACCUGGUGGUGUCCGAGCUCACCGCGCUCGUCAUGAAGUGUGCCGCCAAGCUCAACUCCUACCCCCGACUUCGGGAGGAGACGGAGAGGAUCGUCACCACGUUCGUCAGGGAGAGAGAGGGCAAGACCAAGGAUCAGGUUCUGCUUCUGAUCGACAUUGAGCUGUCUUACAUCAACACCAACCAUGAAGACUUCAUAGGCUUUGCUAAUCUUGACUUCAGCAGGCUGGAUGACGGCAGCAUCCCUGGGUGCGCCGGCAACAGUGCCCAGCAGAGGAACACAGCCACCAACAAGAAAAGGGCCAUUCCCAACCAGGGACAGGAAGUCCUGCUUCGUGGACUGGGAAAGGGCUCCGAGGAGAAGGUGAUCCGCAAGGGCUGGCUCACCCUCAACAUCAGCAUCAUGAAGGGAGGCUCCAAGGAGUACUGGUUCGUGCUGACCGCAGAGUCCCUCUCCUGGUACAAAGACGAGGAGGAGAAAGAAAAGAAAUACAUGCUCCCCUUGGACAACCUGAAGCUCCGAGACGUGGAGAAAGGCUUCAUGUCCGCCAAGCACGUCUUCGCCAUCUUCAACACAGAGAGCAGGAACGUGUAUAAGGACUUGCGGCAGAUCGAGCUGGCCUGUGAUUCCCAGGAAGACGUGGACAGCUGGAAAGCCUCCUUCCUCCGAGCGGGAGUUUAUCCUGAGAAGGACCAGGCGGAUAACGAGGAUUCGGCCCCUGCAGACACGUUCUCUAUGGACCCCCAGCUGGAGCGACAGGUGGAGACCAUCCGCAACCUGGUGGACUCAUACAUCGGCAUCAUCAACAAGUCCAUCCGGGACCUGAUGCCCAAGACCAUCAUGCAUAUCAUGAUCAAUAGUGCCAAGGACUUCAUCCACUCUGAGCUGCUGGCGUACCUCUACUCGGCCGGGAACCAGAGCAGCCUCAUGGAGGAGUCUGCGGACCAGGCCCAGCGGCGGGACGAGAUGCUGCGCAUGUACCAGGCCCUGAAGGAGGCGCUCAACAUCAUCGGGGACAUCAGCACCACCACCAUCUCCACCCCCGUGCCCCCGCCCGUCAACGACGGUGGGCGGGUGGGCGAGUCCAGCUCCAACCACAGGGCCGCCGCCGCGCCGUCUGGCCCCGUCCGCCCGCCCACCGUCAGGGGCGCCACGCCGGGACCCCCCCUCAACCCCUCCCCGGCCUUCGGGGUCCCGCUCAACCCCUCUCCUGCGUUCGGGGCGCCCCCCAUCCCCUCCCGGCCGGGCCCGCCCAUGAACGCCUUCGGCUCCGGCCCGGACCCCUUCAGCGCCCCGCCGCAGAUCCCCUCCAGGCCGGCCCGCGUGCCCCCUGGUGUGCCCAGCCGAAGACCCCCCGGUGCUCCUUCUCAUCGGCCCACCAUUAUCCGCCCCGCCGAACCCUCCCUGUUAGACUAGUCCUGUGGCCAGGCAACCCGUUUGUCAGUGUUCAGCGUGCGUGCGUGUGCGUGUGUGUGUGUGUGUGUGUGUGUACAUGCAUGCUAGGCCCGAGAGAGGGGGGAGGGCAGAGUGAUGUGGUUUCCCUGAUAUCUGUGCAGUUGUAUGCAUCGUCCAUAACUUGGUCAAAACCUAGUCUAUCCCAAUGCAAUGUUAAUAAGCUGCUAACGUUGUCGCUGUUAACCCUCCGUCAACCACCACUAGGUGGCAGCAUAACCUUUCUAUCGAGCUGCUCAGGCUGUUGGCUCGGCUGCUGUGCUAUUGAAACGCAUGGCGUUGUAAAAUAAUUAUAAUAAUGACUAAAGUGACACGCAUGUUUCUUCUUAGAGGGACCUUAACAGCAGCUUAUUAAUGAACUUGUGUAUGGCAUAGGCUGGAUUUCCUCUCCCCUCUCCUCUGAACCUUUGAAGACCCUGAGACCCAACUCGAGACCUCUGUGAUUUAAACAGGCUGAUCUUUUUUUUUUCUUCUGGAUUUUCGUUUUUCGAACUGAUGGGAAGAAAAUAUUAGGUUAUUAUCAUUGUUAUUAUGGUGUUGAUGUUGAUCACGUGUUUUCCUUGUGAUAUUUUAUUGCCCCCUCUCCCCCCUUUUUUUUUUUGCCCCCCCGUAAUAUUGCUUUAAGAAUCAAUUAAUAAUAACAGGACGAGAGAAGAGGAGUUGGGUAUGGCGGAAGCUUGAGGCCAAUAGCAGCCUGGGUGAUGGGCGAACGUUUGACACUUUAGCCACACACACACAGAAACACACACACACACACACACACACACACACACACACACACACACACACACACACACACACGCGUGUUCCGUGUGUAACUUUGAUCCACUGAUGUCGUCUCCGUUGACCACUUUAAUCCAAGCACUUGACCGUUCAGCCUUACAAACUGCAGCCAGGCUCAGACCUCUUACCGUAAUACUAUGCAUUUAGCAAAGGCAGUAGAUUGGGGAGGAAAAACAGGGAACUCCAAGCCUGGAGCAUGAAUCCCACCAUGAGUCUGGUGGGAGCCCUUUGGCCCUUAUUCGGUGGACCUGGUUUGUCCCUUGUUUAAUGUCCCCCGAGGAACGUAGGGGCGGUUUCUCUGCUCGUGGGGCCCGUGUAUAGGGGGCGGGAUGUCGCGUUUGGGCAGCGUCUAAGACACAGAGCCCAGCCGCUUCUUCGUGGGCUUUCUGUCGCACUAGCACUGCGCUGCGGAUUCCAGUGACAUCCAUAACAUGUUGUAGAUAAUCUGCCUGUGUGGAAGCACCAAGUACCCCCCCCAACCCUGCAGCCCUUCUCCCGACCACACACGCGUGCUGUGGAUAUGAAUGCAAACGCCCCCCCCGCCUUUUAUACAGACGAACGUCGUACUAACGGAAGCACUAACAGACUUUUUAAUGUAGUGAAGGUAGAUUUGGGUCAUCUUGCCGUCGCGUUAUUUAUAACCUGGAAUUGUAUCGUUUUCCUCUGUCGUGUUGAUUGAAUCUCCAUAUAACUUGUUUUUUGCUCAAAUCCCCCCCUCCCCUCCCCUCCUCAUCCCCAACCUCCCCUGCGUGUAAACAACGCGGCUCAUUUCAAGGGGAGGGGGGUGUAUCACAGGGUGGGACGAACCUGCUGUAUUAUGGGAUGGUAGACAGGGUUGCGCAGUGUCCUCCACAGUGGGGAUUCUCUUUUUUUGAUUUGAUAUGUGGGGGUAUUUUGAUGGUCCUAAUUAUUUUUCCAUAGCUGGUUUACUAAACGAGGGAGUGACCGGUCAGGGUGUUGCUUUGACCCUUGGGCUACUUUUACUGUUUCCUGUGUUUUUUGAUUGGGCCAGUCAUUGUAGGGGUUGACGUGGUGGUGGAGGAGUUUGGGGGGUUUGGCGGAGUGAAUCCACAUCCUGUCUGGUGCGUCUUGUCUGGCAAAAGAUGCUACCUCUGUCUUGGUUCUUCCCCAAGAGGAAAGCACCCAGUGUAUAUAAAUGUAUAUUAAAUCCAAUCUGGCAACGUGACAAAACAAAAGAGGAAACGACCACAAACGCACACCUCUCGCAUUGAUAUCGGCCCAGCAUUCAGACAGGAUGAGUAUUCUCCGACCACUUCCUGCUAGUGAGUCAGUUGAUGGAGUGAGGUACAGUUCUCACCGCAGGACUUCAACAAACGGGAGGCUUCCAGUAAUCUCCACGGUCCCUCCCACCUUCUCCCCCCACCCUCUCUGUGUCUGGUGAAGGGUUCAAAAAUUAAAAAUCAACCAUACACUUAUCUUUUAUUUUAUACUCUUUUUGUUUUGCAAAUCCUUGUCAAGUGCCUGUAGCAAUUAAUGGAUUUGAAUAAACAAAUUGAACCACUUUUGGAAUGAAAUCAAUAAAGAGGUGACGUGUACAAUAAAGGGUGCGUCUCUGGUGGUUGGUGUCUCCUUGUGUCCUAGAGUGAGCCCCUGUGGCCUUCCUUGUCCUAUCUCCUCUAACCCUUCCUCUACCUCUCCAGUCUCUCUCCACACUGUCCUUCUAGCCACUAAAUGCUCAAGAAAAAUGUAUUGGACUUUAAGACCGAAUAGCACAGGCCUCAGGUUUCUCAAGAGUACUUCAUGGUGCCAUUUUAGGCCUUCCUUUUCUUUUCGUGCCUUUCUACUUUUAAAACAAAUGAGGAAAACAAAGUAACAUUGAAUUUGUAAAUGAUGUUCAACAAUUACUGUUGCAGUGCAAUUUUAAUCAGGAUGUGGUCAUCUUUAUU